AUGCUCUUAGGAUUGGAGUAUCUGAACUUGUCAAAAACUAGUCUUGUUGGUCACAUUCCUGACGAAAUAUCGCAAUUUGAAAUCAGACCUGAGAUCCUUCAAACGUAUUUCUACGGAUCGGUUAACAGUUGUCCAAUCGCUGCGAAUCCGGGUCUUUUCAAAAGAAGAAGAGACACUAACCACAGGGGAAUGAAGCUAGCUCUUGCAUUAACCCUCUCCAUGAUAUUAGCACUGGCCGGUGUUUUGUUUCUGGCAUUCGGUUGCAGAAGGAAACAGAAAAUGUGGGAAGUGAAACAAGGUUCAUACAGAGAAGAACAGAAUGUUUCCGGUCCAUUUUCCUUCCAAACUGAUUCAACAACUUGGGUUGCUGAUGUCAAACAAGCAACAUCAGUUCCAGUAGUAAUCUUCGAGAAGCCGUUGUUGAAUAUAACUUUUGCAGACCUCUUAUCUGCAACUUCGAAUUUCGAUAGAGGUACCCUUUUGGCUGAAGGAAAGUUUGGACCUGUUUAUAGAGGCUUUCUACCGGGAAAUAUUCAUGUAGCAGUAAAAGUUUUGGCUGUUGGUUCUACAUUAACAGACGAAGAAGCCGCAAGAGAGCUUGAGUUUCUCGGUAGAAUCAAGCACCCUAAUCUAGUUCCUCUAACCGGUUAUUGUUUAGCUGGUGAUCAAAGGAUUGCUAUAUAUGAUUACAUGGAGAAUGGAAACUUGCAAAAUCUGCUUUAUGAUUUGCCACUUGGGGUUCAAAGCACUGAUGAUUGGAGCACAGACACAUGGGAAGAAGCUGCUGACACUAAUGGAAUUCAGAACGUUGGUUCUGAAGGACUACUCACAACUUGGAGAUUUCGACACAAAAUCGCACUUGGAACUGCAAGAGCAUUGGCAUUUCUGCAUCAUGGAUGUUCCCCUCCAAUAACUCAUAGAGCUGUUAAAGCUAGCAGCGUUUAUUUGGAUUAUGAUUUGGAGCCAAGGUUGUCUGAUUUUGGUCUUGCCAAGAUUUUCGGAAGUGGUUUGGACGAAGAGAUUGCUCGUGGUUCGCCUGGUUAUGUUCCGCCUGAGUUUUCUCUACCAGAAUUUGAGUCACCAACGCCGAAAUCUGAUGUAUAUUGUUUCGGUGUUGUUCUGUUUGAGCUAUUAACUGGAAAGAAACCGGUUGAAGAUGAUUACAGUGAUGAUAAAGAAGCAACGAGUUUGGUAAGUUGGGCUAGAGGACUUGUAAGAAAGAAUCAAACUUCAAGAGCUAUUGAUCCGAAAAUUCGCGAUACGGGAUUGGAUGAACAAAUGGAGGAGGCUAUAAAGAUUGGAUAUCUAUGCACAGCUGAUUUACCUUUCAAGAGACCAACCAUGCAGCAGAUAGUUGGACUUCUAAAGGAUAUUGAACCUACAACUAACUAG
Messenger RNA from Vicia faba (fava bean), 1392 nucleotides. The record is from the annotation of a GenBank genome assembly. NCBI's taxonomy places the organism in Eukaryota, Viridiplantae, Streptophyta, Magnoliopsida, Fabales, Fabaceae.